UUCACAGCCCGUAGAAGCAAAUUUGCGGAGAGAGACGGAAGAAAACCUGUUGCAGCGUGUGCACAGAAGGUCUCCCUUUCUUGCAGAGUUGUGUGUUUUUUGUGGUGGCAGCAGACAGAAGAAAUGAUUUUUUCCCCUCCCAUCACCAAAUGUUUUUGCUUAAGCUUCCUCAUUAUGGUUUUGCUGCAAGAGCCCCAAGGCCUGAAUUCCAGUGGCCCUGAAUGCCUAAGGGAGGAUGACCCUACAUGUCUGGGCUCUCUUGUGGCCAUGCUUCGCCCAUCACCAGAAGGUGGAUGUGAUGGAUUAGGAAGCUGCAAACUCCGUGUCCUCAUGCCUGAAGGGCCAACUAUACUGGAGGAAGUUCAAGAUGCUCCUUCUGAGGAGCAACAAAUGGAGUUCAAACAAAUUCUUAAGCAUGCUGGAGAUCUCAAUAAACAAACCUCAUCCAGAACUAGGACACUAGUGGACCGACUCACCUUGGUGGAGACCAGAGUGGCAAGCAUGGCAUCAAGCUUGCUGAAAUUGCAGGAGGAGAGCAGACUUAAUCUGAAUCGCCUGGAAGACCAAUUUAACUCCUUAGUGGCCCUCUUGUUAGGGAUCUUGUCUGGCUGCCAGCUGCCUUGCAGUGAAUCAGUCCUGAAAACAUCCAUUUUUGGUUUAGGGAAAGAGCACAGGAGCGAGGAGACACCAGCGCCUUUGGUAGACCACCCUGAAAAAUCUGAACACAGAUAUCCUCGAGAUUGUGCUGAGAUCCACAAACAGGGCAUCCGAGACAAUGGGAUUUAUACUAUCCAGCCCAUUCCUCUCCGGCAACCUUUUGAGGCAUACUGUGACAUGGUGACAGAUGGUGGUGGAUGGACAAUUAUACAGCGCCGACAGGACGGUACUGUGGAUUUCAACCGUACAUGGCAGGAAUAUAAACAGGGAUUUGGUAGCCUCCAGGGGGAACAUUGGCUGGGUAAUGAGCACAUUCAUAGCUUAACCCGCCUAGGUCAGCACAUGCUGCGUGUAGAGCUAGAAGACUGGCAUGGUGUCAAGAGGCACGCUGUAUAUCAUAAAUUUAAAGUGGCCAGCGAGGCCAACAAGUAUCGCCUGACGGUACGGGAAUAUCAGGGCAAUGCGGGCAAUGCUUUGAGCUACAGCCGCAAUUAUAACCAUGACCAUAAAUGCUUCACAACCUGGGACAGUGACAAUGAUAACUAUGCCAUGGGCAACUGUGGUGCAUACUACGGGGCUGGCUGGUGGUUUGACUCUUGCCUGGCAGCUAACCUUAAUGGGAAAUACCACCAGGGACGCUACAGCGGAGUGACUAGUGGUAUCUACUGGGGAACAUGGUACAUUUUGAUUGACAAAAGGACCAAUCAGAAGUACUCCUUCAAGAAAGUAGAAAUGAAAACCAGACCUGCCAGCUUUUAAGAAAAGCCUGCAGCUAGGAAGCAUGAUGAGUGGAGGGAGACUGGUAGCAGGAAGUGUCCAUCCUGAGAUGGACAUUCAAAUAAGCUUUAAUCCCAGGUUUGGGAGAACAUCCAGUAGAGGUAUCAGCUGUCUGGAAUCCAAAGCUACACUGAUUCUCACUCCUGCCCCCAAAUCGCAGUUCACUUUUUUAUUUGACUGAAGCUGAAAACCAAACUGAGAUUUGGUAUUUCAAAUGCAUCAACUACAAUGGAAUGUUUGCCUUUCUUCUCUUGGCUACUUUUAAAGUCUUGAAUACUGGAGUUUAUACAUGACUAUUCCUUAGUGUGGGACUACUCUCUCAGAGAUGGCUAUAUAAUCACUGCUGAUAAACACCAACGGUAUUUGAACAAGGCAGAAGGGAGAAUGGGAAAAAAAGAAGUGAAUAGGAAGUGGUACUGUAGGUCUGCCUUGAAGGGAAAAUAGGCAUUAAUGUCUUCCAUGUUCUCUACUUUUGAAGACAAUACAAGCUUAUCCAUUUAGCACUGCCAAUCCACAGCCAGGGUCAAUUCAGUCAGAAAAUCACUGAACUUGAAGCAGUGGUAACAUGGAGUCCCUACUAGAACAAAGAUAUCAAGAACAAUUAAAGCAAAGAGGAAAUGCAGGGAUGCUUUCUUUUCUUUAUUGCAUCACAUCUAGAACUGACUGAUUUUCAGUGGACAGUGAUGCUCAUAAGAGGUGCCUCAUCUAUUUUGCAGCAUGAUAACCAGUAAGCGCAUUGCUCUUUCCUAAAAUAUUACACAAUGAUUUCUCUGCUUUAUUUUCACAUUUCUCAUCUCAGAAAUACUCUUGUAAAACUCGUGUACAAUCUGAAAUUUUAGAUACACUGUAUAAGAAAUUUAGAUAAUAUCUUGAUAUAAAUCAAACUGACGGAUAUUUAAAUUUACCCAGAGGCUACACACUGAUAAGAUUAGCUUCUCUAUAAACAAGGACUUAAGGUAGAGAACACAUUAAAAUAAUUAAACUGAAACAUUAAACAGUUCAGAGCAUUUGCAAUCCAUUCUUGUACACUGGGAAGCUGUGUCUACAAGCUGAGAUUGAAAGAAUAUUUACUGUACAUAUUUUAUAAUCUAAAAUGUAAAAUUGAUUCUUCAUGAAGGUAACAGAAUAUUAUGGCUGAAAUUUUGUUACUUAGCAUAGUAGAUCACAUUAGAGUAGGUUCACUGAACCGGUGGGAUUUAGUGGAUCAACCUCUCCAUAGGUUCCAUUGAUUCAAAUUGGCCUACUCCAGCUUAUUCUGCUAAAGUAGCAACUAGAAGAGGCCCACUUGAACCAAUGGAACAUAAAGAGUUGGCACGCUCCACUGAUUCAAUGAACCUACUCUAGUGCAACUCACUACACUAAGCAAUUGAAUUUCAGCCCAUUUUUCUGUACAAACACAAAGUUGGGGCCUUCUGGUGUACAAAUUGGGCUUCAAACCAAAUUGUAAGUUACCAUCUGACAGUGGACUCUAAAGAAGUUAGCUCUUUACAAGAGGCUCUCAGUAAAGAGCUAGCUUUCCUUUACUCAUAGCAUCCAUUGUAAAGGUGAAGUUCUCUCAGUGAGCUGGCUGGAUGGCUCAGUGGGUUGGGAUGGCUCAGAGGUUGAGAGUCUGAUUCCUCACUGUGCCUCCUGCAAG
Messenger RNA from Pogona vitticeps (central bearded dragon), 3070 nucleotides. RefSeq names its product fibrinogen-like protein 1. Gene Ontology annotation, molecular function: protein-macromolecule adaptor activity; extracellular matrix structural constituent. Gene Ontology annotation, biological process: fibrinolysis; blood coagulation, common pathway; platelet aggregation. The record is from RefSeq and is a predicted model, not a curated record. Lineage: Eukaryota; Metazoa; Chordata; Lepidosauria; Squamata; Agamidae. Gene Ontology annotation, cellular component: fibrinogen complex.